UUUUCUCGUCCCAACCUUCCCUGCGAGCACCCCACCUCUCCUGAUCUCCUUUUCUCUGCAGCGAAACCGCCAGCCUCACGCCCCAAGUUGUUGUGCGCUGCUGCCGUGCUCCUCCACGCCGUCCGACCCACUGGCCCUACCGGAAAGUCUAUUGGCCUUACUCUCUCUCCGUUCCACUCUCUACAUCUCUUCUCUGCCCCAAUCUCUCCCUCUCUGCACUUGUAAGCCGCGCCACCCACUACGCCGCCGGUGUAGCUAUCUACUCCAACAGCAUAAUAGCUAAAAAAGGAUAAUAUAGAAUAGAUAUGAAGUGUGAGAGAGAGGACAAGAAAACAACAGCAAGUUGGAUGACAUUGUAAGAUCAUUAAGCUUGGAGAAGAUUUGAAUGCAAAUCACCACUUGGGUUUUGUGCUUCAUCGUAUUUUGGAAUCAAGAAGAUGAAUUUUGUAGCAUCUUUAUGCAGAAGAUUGAAUCUUAGGGAGCUGGUUACAAAUGCUCCUGUUUACAGCAGUGCUAGUGAGGUUUCUGUGGAUGGAUUGAGUUUGAUGUUUAGGCGCUGGGCUACCAAGAAGACCGCAGGAUCUUCAAAGAAUGGAAGGGACUCAAAACCUAAGAACCUCGGGGUGAAGAAAUUUGGUGGAGAGAGAGUAAUACCUGGAAAUAUCAUUGUACGACAGCGUGGCACCCGUUUCCAUCCAGGAAACUAUGUUGGAAUGGGAAGGGAUCAUACUCUUUACGCUUUAAAACAAGGCCUGGUGAAGUUUGAGCGAAAUAAGCUAACUGGAAGAAAAUGGGUACAUGUCGAGCCCAAGGACGGUCACGUGCUUCAUCCUGUGUACAGCACAGAAGCUGUGGCUCCAAAGCUACAGACAACUGCCUAAAAUCUCAUUGUCCACAUCAUGUGCUGCAACUUGCAACUCUUUGACCCCAAAUAGAGCGUCAUUUUGAAAUUUUGUUGGUCAUUGGUGGUGCUGGGACGUGUUCUGUCCUUGCUCCAAUUCUGUCUUUUGGUGCAAUUUAGUGCAGCAUAUGUAUUUGAUUUAGAAUCUCAAAUACUUGAAUAAAUAUGAAAGACUGCUUUAAUGUAAUGCGUAUGCUCAGUAAAUUUCAUGGUCUGGGAGGCCGUGUGGCUGAGUUUCAUGAUGUUUUUCCUCUGUUUGCCCCAUGUAAACUGCAUAUGCUGCAUGCAGUUUAUGUUUAGACUAAGGUGUUUUCCGGUUAAAGCUUGUGAAGAUAAAUGUCUAUCGAAUUGCGCUUGGAACU
Carya illinoinensis is the source of this 1263-nucleotide messenger RNA. RefSeq names its product 50S ribosomal protein L27-like. Gene Ontology annotation, cellular component: ribosome. NCBI's taxonomy places the organism in Eukaryota, Viridiplantae, Streptophyta, Magnoliopsida, Fagales, Juglandaceae. Gene Ontology annotation, molecular function: structural constituent of ribosome. Bases 438 to 881 code for a protein of 147 amino acids. The transcript has 5 exons. Gene Ontology annotation, biological process: translation. The record is from RefSeq and is a predicted model, not a curated record.